Molecule: messenger RNA, 879 nt
Organism: Polyodon spathula (Mississippi paddlefish)
Lineage: Eukaryota; Metazoa; Chordata; Actinopteri; Acipenseriformes; Polyodontidae
Product: zona pellucida sperm-binding protein 1-like
Exons: 7
Coding region: 1-837 (278 amino acids)
Biological process (GO): binding of sperm to zona pellucida; prevention of polyspermy
Cellular component (GO): egg coat
Molecular function (GO): structural constituent of egg coat; acrosin binding
Source: RefSeq, a predicted model, not a curated record
AUGAUCGGAGUUAAAGCCUUUAUGGUUUUGUCAUUGACUGGAAUAUCUGUGCCAACUGGAAACUUGGCCAGCACUGGUUACUUGGUGGUGAACCCAUCGCCUCCAUCAGCAGCCUUGGCUUUUGGCUGGCUUGGGGUUAGGUUAAGGAUUGCCACAGAUGCCAGCUACACCAGCUUCUACCCACAGUCCCAUCUGCCCCUGAGCGUCUUGCUUGGAAGCAAGGUGUAUCUGGAAGUGCAGCUUGUGAACCCUCCUAACCCCAGUGUAGUUCUGCUGGUCCACUACUGCAUCGCCUAUCCCCGGUCCUCUCAAGCUGCCUGGGUGAUCAUCUAUGAAGGUUGUCCAAACAUCCUGGAUUACAGCAGUGCUGCUGGCCUCCAUGUCAAAUACAAUAACAUGCCUGUAUCCAAGCACACUCGACGCUUUGAAAUAGAAAUCUUCCAGUUCCUGGACUACAAGACCAAGCAGCGUUUGGAUGAGGAAAUCUAUUUCAUGUGUUCAACCGAAGUGUGUUCCCCGGAACGUCGUGUUUGCAAUGAAGGAUGCUUUGAUGGAAGAGAGAUGCCUGUUCCCACAUCAAGAUCUGCUGGAGGGCGCUGUGCAGGAAAGCCCUGUCCUGGGAAAUCAAACGUAGACAAGCGAGCUGCUCCUGGUCAUGCUGGCUUCAUUGCUGUCAGCGAAGGAACCUUCACUUUGGAUGAGAUUGUGCCCCAUGAACAAACGGAGAAGCACUGGACGCACUUCCAUGGUCUCCUGUGGCUGCUUGGUUUGCUGGUCCUGGUAUCUGUUAUAAUGCUCUUCCUCAAAUGGAUUGGCUUGCAAAUUGUCAGGUCCUAGAGAAGCAGUCUCUAACUUGAAUAAACCUUUAUCUUGUGUUAA